Messenger RNA from Folsomia candida, 3443 nucleotides. Its product is annotated as highly reducing polyketide synthase gloL-like. NCBI's taxonomy places the organism in Eukaryota, Metazoa, Arthropoda, Collembola, Entomobryomorpha, Isotomidae. The record is from RefSeq and is a predicted model, not a curated record. The transcript is spliced from 2 exons. The coding region runs from base 245 to 3421 and encodes 1058 amino acids. Gene Ontology annotation, molecular function: oxidoreductase activity; zinc ion binding.
GUUGUCUAACAUCGACAUUAAAACAGUUCUAUCAUUAGAUGUGAAGUCGGUCAUUCAAACAAAUGUGACUUAUGAUGGAGAAAUUUUCAAUAUCUGCAUAUCCAGCCAGCGGGAGACUGAUGACAGUGGCUGGCAGUUGCACGCUACACUUAAUUAAGUAGUUCAACCUGGCACUGCUUUAAUAAAUAAUGAAGAAUAUUUGGAUAACUUUGCAGGUGAAUCAGUGGAAUCACUCUACAUUGAAAUGUCAGACUUGGGUUAUAAAUUUGGCCCACGAUUCAGAUCACUAAUGAAUUUAAAAUCAUCCCUCCUCCCCUCACGUUGUUCGCUAACGGCAGACGUAACGUUAGCGACAUUUGACCAAGAUACAAAUGAAAUUGGUAGCUUUGUGGUUCAUCCCACCAUAUUGGAUGCUUUAAUUCAGGCCGCACUAAUUGCACAACCAGGUCCACUGACAACAUUGAGGGUCCCGAUUAAAAUUUCGACAGUAGAGGUACUUUGCCAUGUUCCUAGCGAUGACCUCAAGCCCAUGUGUGACAAGCAUCUUCGUGUCCAAGCCGGCAUGAAUUCAAGCACGCUGUUUAUCCGCGGAAAGGAUUCAAUAUGGCGUGCUCAGGUUUAUAUUACGAACCUGACCACAGUCAGCACAACAGUAGACGCGAUUCAAAGAAUGACUAACGCAAGCCCAAAUACCAAUCACCAUGACGAGGAGGACAAAGUGCUACCCCUAUUUGUAGAGGAAUGGAGUGCAGAAAACAAAGUAAAUCUGAUUCCCAUGAACAACACUUGCAUACACGAACAGUUUGCAUCCUUUAAACCAAUCUCCAGGACUGCCGCAGAAAUUCAAGAGUAUAAGCGAAUUACUUCAUACAUAGGGGCACGAAUUGCUGCGACAUUAAAGUUGCUCGGAUUCUGUUUCUUACCUAAUGAGAGUUUCACACUUGGGGAAAUUGCUUCCCGUCUUGGCUUAUCUCAUUUGGCACCAGCUUUCUUGGCCAGGCUGCUUCACUAUGCAGGUCAGGCAGGUCUGUUGAAUCAAGUGUCCGCAACCGAAUGCAUCGUAUUACCGCAUUCUGAUUUUGGGAUAACCGAGAAUCUCUUACGUCAUCAGGACAGAAUUUUGCGAGAUGACUGGGCUUUUACAGAGUUUUACAUUUCGAAAUUGGGUGACUUUCUUCGUGGAACGGAAUCCAUUCUUCCUCACCUCUUACCUCCCUCGCUUCCCACAUUGCAACUACACACCGGAGAUAUUAGUAACCAAACAGAAGAAAGUACUGAUUUCUCUGCAGAACGACUGUACCGUACUACCGUGAUGUGUGCCACACUCACUGAAAACUUAAUUUCCGUUUUUGCCACUUUCACGAAAAACAACUUUAGGGGUUUACGCAUUUUGGAAGUUGGGGCCGGCACUGGUGCAGCUACGCGAGAACUUCUACAUCUUCUUCACGGGUCUUCGUCCUCUUAUACCUUCACCGACAUUUCAACAAAUUUCCUCAAUACAGCAGAAGAUUCCUUACCCCCUGUUCCAGGAGUAGAGGUGGACAUCCGUAUCCUGGACGUCGAGAAAGAUGUCCUUGCACAGGGUUUUGAAAUAGCUGCAUUCGAUGUCAUUAUUGCGAUGAACGUCUUGCAUGCAACUACUGAUCUAGGAAAGGUGCUUGGCAACCUGCGCCUAUUGCUUGCCCCUGGAGGCAACAUAUUCAUUGCCGAACAACUGCGCCCAUGUGCAUUUAUAGAUAUCAUAUUCGGACACUGCAAGGGCUAUUGGCUAUUCCAGGACGAUAUUCGAUCAGGUCAUUGCCUAAUUAACGGGGAAGCAUGGAAGUUAGUUCUUCAGUCUGCUGGAUAUGGAAAGGUAUCAAUUGUAGAAAAUACUGAUUUCGAUGUUGGAGUAAUUGUCGCCAAAAAUGAAAAUCCGCCAUCGCCUUUCCAUAUAAUUGCGACCAGUGAUGACGAUCAGUUUGCGAACCAACUAAAAGCUUCAAGUAAUGGACUUGCGACAUGGUGGAAUAUUAAUAAUCAACAAAUUGCUGUAAAACCCAACAAUAAGAUCGUGUACUGCUUCCCACAUUCCAAUACGCAUUCUACUCGGGAGUCGAAUCAGGAGCGAGAACAAUUAAAACACUUCCUUGCAUUUGCCCAGGCCUUAUUAUCGAUUGGAAAGGUACAAAUCUUUCUUGUGAGUCAUGGUCUUAUGCCAGUCCGAGAUGAGGAGGCCUGCUAUCUAGUUGCUGGAGCAAUACGCGGAUUUUCCAGAUCUCUCGCAAACGAAAUGCUAGAACUAGACAUGGUGUGGAUAGACCUUGAUAUCGAUGAAGACGCCGAGCAGCGGGUCAACGAAAUAAUAAUGGAAAUUAGAAAUAAACAAAAAUUACGACGUCGCAGCGAGGAGCCGUUUGUAGCUUAUCGAGGGGGAGUUCGCCAUGUAGGAAAGUUUGUCCCAUUUGUGUCUCCCUUUGCUACCAUACCACUACGCCAAACAGAGAACCCUGUCAAAUUACGACUUCCUAAAUCCUGCGCCCUCGAGGACUUACAAUGGGAUUAUUCUACUUCAAUUCGGCCCGCCCAUUCCCUUCCGCAAGACCACAUUCAAAUCCGGGUCCACGCGUCCGGAUUAAACUUUAGGGACAUUUUGUCCAUCAGAAAACCAACUUUGGAAUUUGCACCAGCGUCCGCUAUAGGAUCAGAUAUUUGUGGAGAAGUGAUUGCAGUGGGAUCGGCCGUUCGGAACAUAUGUGUUGGUGCGAACGUUCUGGCGAUGAGCCUGGAAGCACUCCCCCUACCUAACGUUGUUCAAAUAAAUGCAUCACACGUGGCCUUAUUGCCACAGAACUUGACCCAUGUCGAGGGGGCCACCUUGCCAACUGCAUUUUAUACUGUUUAUCACUCCCUUGUCACCGUCGGUAAUUUGAGCCGUGGAGAAUGGGUCUUGAUCCACACAGCAUCUGGGGGAGUUGGCCUUGUUGCAAUUCAAGUCGCGCGGGAAAUUGGGGCCAAAAUUGUAUGUACGGCUGGCAGCCGCAGGAAAAGGGCUUACUUAACAGACGUACUAGGCUUAAAAAAUGUAACCAGCAGCAGGGAUAUUUCCCGUUUUUUAGCCGGUGUAAAGUCCGCAACCGGAAACGCUGGGGUCCACCUUGUCCUAAACUCACUCACCUCAAAGGGCUGGAAAGAGGCUUCAAUUUAUGUGACGAGAACAGGAGGAAGAUUCAUAGAGAUGAGCAAACUGAAUGUUUGGAGCCAUGCAGAAGUUGAUCAAAUUCGUCCUGAUGUGAGAUAUUCCAUUGUAGACCUCAGUAGUCGGGACGACGACCGAACAGUUUACCUAGCACAUGAAAUGCAAACUUGGUUGGCCAAUGGGAAACUGGCACCUAUAGCUUACUCAGUGUUUGAACCACCAGCCAUAAUUUCUGCCCUCUGAUACCUACAAAGUGCAGCCCACA